Molecule: messenger RNA, 8283 nt
Organism: Pangasianodon hypophthalmus (striped catfish)
Lineage: Eukaryota; Metazoa; Chordata; Actinopteri; Siluriformes; Pangasiidae
Gene: nhsl1a
Product: NHS-like 1a
Exons: 8
Coding region: 1704-6305 (1533 amino acids)
Biological process (GO): cell differentiation
Source: RefSeq, a predicted model, not a curated record
AUCAACUAAAUGCCAGAUAAAGCACACUGUUCUGUAUGAGAUGAUGGGUUUUGGACACUUCCUAUUCCUUCUGCACAGUAGACACAAACAGAGAAAUAGAAACACAACUAAAACAUGAAAAAGGUCACAUCUGUGUAUGCUAGUACCUUUAGUUUUCAGUACUUUAAUUUAUAGCAAGAACAUCUAGUGUGUUGGGUUUCACAGAUGAUCACAGAUGUUUCCUUUUUAUGACAAGUAGCACAAUGGUCAAAUAGUGUGGGUUAAUAUAUCACUUAUAAAAACAAAAUUAGAUCGGUUUAAAAGUUUUCAGUUUACUUUCUGAAUGUGAUUUUCCCUAAUAACUUGUACCCAACUUUUAUCAUUACAGCUGAAUCUAACCUAUUUUGUAACCACUAAAAAGCUUUUGGAUCCUCUCUGUUAGAAUAAUCGCCACCCCCAUAGCAUACCCGCCAACACAUUUUUCAUGACACAUCUGUUACAACUUAUUAUAACUGCUGUAACAGAUGUCAUACACUGUCUCUCUCAAAUCAGGUCUAGAGACUAAAAUGAUCAUGAAAAAAUACACACAGUGAAUUAACUUUUAACUUUAUUGAAUAAAAUAGAUAAUGGUAAAAUAUGGGUGUAGUUUUCUAUGGUUUCUAUAGUUUUUCUAUAUCCACGGGGGAUGCAAACUUUUACACUCAACUGCACACCAAAAGAAAAAAAAACUAACCAGCCUCCUAUAUAGAAAUGCUACAACUGGAAUUUAGGUCUCUGUGAUAGCAAGAUGUGACCCUUAUUCUGUCCUUUUAACUGUAGGCAAACUGCAUUAUCUAUAUUAAUAUUAACUAUAUUAUCAGAUCUAUUUAUUAUCAGGAUUAUAUUAUCGGUCAUUUUCAACUAAAAUCACUGUAGACAGCUAUAGGUCAUGAUAUUAUAGGAUUGGUUUUAAAUGACAUACUGUUACAUCCAGUAUGUUAUAAUGGAUUCAUACGUAAUCCAUAGGAUUUUCACCACUUGUGAAGUCAUUUCUAGAACAAUGCUGUGAGAUUUCACUACUUCAUUGUGAGUGAAAAUCCUUAUCUGAGGUCAAGCAUUGUCUGAAUUGGCAGCAUUAAAAUAUCACCCUCUGCAUAUUGCAUUUCCUUCUAUUUGUAGGUUUAUUUUACUGGCGAGUGGUGACAGCCCAGGAUAGUUCUCUUCGGGUCAGCUUUUUGAUAACAACUGAGUCUAGGAGAUUUGCCUAUUUUUGUCAGAUGACUUCUCACUGCCAAGCAGAGAACAAUCACCCGCGCUGCAGCUGGGGAUAAAGUUAAGCAAAAUGGAACUCCGGCCACAUUUCUGUAGGACUCUGUCUUUCUCGUUCCUUUUGUUUCUUUCUUUCUCCACCUCCAUCUUUCUCUCUUCUUUUGUACUUCUAUAGGAGUCAGUGCUGUGAAAGUACAGUAGUAUGUAUGACAAGCUUGAAUAACACUACCAUAGCGCUUAGCGGAGUUGGCUGACUGCCACAGGAGUGAGCAGCAGCGUGUGUGUUUGUGUGUGUGCAAAAGAAGACCAGGGAGGGGGUUAGAGCCUGUAUCUGUUAACUUGUGUGAGUGUGCGCUGGGACGAGAGAGGGAGUUACUUCAGUUGGGACACCAGGCUGUAUGAGGGCAGCACUCUCCGAAAAACUCUGACACACUGUUAAAACACUCAUACACCCACACUAAGCUGGAGAGGAGACCAUGUUCUGUCUGAGAGCUGUGUCCAGUUUAGAUGAGGAAAGCAAGUGGUCAGUACAUUACACAGCACCCUGGCAUCAGCAGGAGAAUGUAUUCUUGCCAGGAAGCAGACCGCCCUGUGUGGAGGAGCUGCACUGCCAGGCCAAGGUCAACCUGAAGACUGUUCUCAGAGAAUGCGACAAGCUGAGGAAAGAUGGCUUUCGUAGUUCCCAGUACUACUCUCAAGGCCCAACAUUCUCCUCACCCCUCCUAUCUGAUGGUGAUAGGCAACUGGACCAAGAUGAAAUGGAGAAGAAAAAAAAGUCAUCAGAGACGCCAGCUGAAGAAGAGAAGCUGGUGUACUCCUUCAGGCCACAGACCCCUCUGCUGGAUAACAUCAAUGAUAUAAACAACCAUAACAGCUGGAGUAAAUGUCUGCCCUUACCAACGCCGGAGGAGAAGAUGAGGCAGCAAGCACAGUCUGUGACCACUGACAUUGUCCCCAUCAACAUCACAGGAGAGAACUUUGACCGGCAGGCGAGUUUUCGUCGUACCAUAAUUAACACUGACACUAUAAUACGGAGGUCAAAGAGGGUGAAACGAAGGAAGACAAUAACAGGGGUUCCAGACAACAUCAAAAGAGAAUUAGCAAACGAACAAACUGGCAUCAGUACUCAGUCGAUCUACACGACAGGUCAAUACACCACCCUUGGCCAUGUAGGGAGCAUUAACUCUUCCCUCAAGUAUUUAGUCACCCGUGACUCUGGCUGCCAGACAGAUAACAUAAAGAUUAUACCCCCCUCAAUGCGUAGAAUCCGUUCACAGAAAGGCCAUGGAAUUACUACUCAAAUGGCAAACAUCUCUCUCUCAUCUUCUGGUAGCAUCUCCAACACAAGUGACUGCAAUGGUGCUAUCUGUACUCGUCAACUGAAUGCCUGUGACCAAGGCUUUCAUAGUCUGCCUCGUCAGGGUGCUCGAAUUUGUCUUCAAAAGCUUGAGGCCAAUUGCAGUAGUUCUUCAUACUCAACAGUCUCUGGCUCCACAAGCUCCUUACCCUACCAGGUUACCAUGCAACAUGCCAGUCAAGACUCACAGCACAUGUCUGAUUUAAGAAGAAAUACAUCAAUCAAUUCCAGGUCUGAUGAAUCCCAUGGUUUUCAGAAUGAAUGUCAUAAUGCAACUUCAGGCUACAUCGUUUCCAAUCACAAUAGUAGCACAUCCUCCUUGAAUGCUGGUAUUGUUUUGCAGAAUACCAGAAACCUUAGUUCUCUCCACUCAUCACAAAGCUUUGACACGGAAGAGACCCCACUACAUCCUAUGUCAUCUUGUCCCUCAGACCACCCUUUAAGCAGUAGUGGUACCUCUUGUUCUGCUAGCUCCUCGUGCUGCCAGUCUCCAGCCUCUCUCCACUUGGCUACAGAGACUGAGUCUCAAUGUAGUACUCUUGAUGGAAGGAACUACAGUCCCACUGGUGUCUGUGAAGACUCUGACAUGUCAGAGAGCAGCAUUCAUAGCUGCAGCACAAUGACCACAGACCACUGGAUGUAUAAACCUGCGCCAGUGGACCAGCAUAACUCAAGCUGUUCCUCCCCUAUCAGUAAUGUUUGUAAUAGUCUGGAAUAUUUACCCAAAAAGACAGACACCAGCUCAUUGGUUUCUAUUGAUACUGAGGAAUGCUAUACCUCUAUGCAUUUGGCACCAGAUGGUAAAUCAUACAGUCAUGAUUGCAUCAACAAAGCAGGUAAUACAAGACACAAUUUGUAUGAGUGCAGGGAGCAUCACAGUCAUGAUGACCGUGCAAGUCUGCACAGUAAUCAUUCUCUAACCCGCAGCAUUUCCCUGCGGAAAGCAAAAAAGCCUCCACUCCCUCCCAAAAGGACUGACUCGUUGCAACGCAAGCCACAGCGAAAACCAUACCACAAUGAAAAGCUCCUUAAUGAACAACUGAUCUCCAGUCUCCAUGAAUCCCUGAAAAGUCAUAGUGCCUCAUUCUCUGGCCAGAUACCCUUCAGUGGAUUAGAGGACAUUUGGGUACUGGGUCCCAGAAGCCAGAGCUCAGUUAGUGUAGCAAGCAGUGGAAUGUCAGCACCAGCUGCCGUGUGUCCAACCACACCCACACACAGUGACAGCAGCAGUCAGCACUCAGAAUACACUGAGUCAUGGGAUUUUCACAUGGAUUUUCCCCACUCAUGCUCUGAGCAUGUGCCAUCCUCUCAAAUUAUGAGGCCUGUACUUACCAAAGAGAAUUCGAGAGGCUCAGACAGUAAUGGAAUUCCAUUAACUGCCUGCAUCAAGACUGGGAUAAAUUCCAAGAUGGCAGCUUCACCAGACAAAAUCCAGCUUAUGACUUCACCAUCUAGUGGUUAUUCAAGUCAGUCCAUUACCCCAACUGCAGGUACCCCAGUAACUUCACUUCUGAGAGCCAAAUCUCCAGCAGGAAGACCCAAACCAAAAGUCCCAGAGAGGAAGUCCUCAUUGAGGUCCUCUGUUUCCUCUUACUCUACACCUCUGACCUCAAACACACCAGAUUCUUUGAAGAGCCUUUCGACACCCCCACCUCUCCCUAAAACAUUGCCUGGUUUAGUCACCCUUCAGUCUAGUUCAACUAGCCCUAUACCCAGUUUUGUUGCAUCCAAUGUAUCCCCAGUCAUACCAGGACCAUCUCCUCUGGCUAUAAGCUCUACUUUUGAGGAAAAGCAAAGUUCUCCCCCAGUGUCAUCCACAAUACCAGAGGAAUGUAAAAUAUCCAUAAGCUUUUCUCCUGACUCUCCUCCUCCUACAUCAGAAGUCUCAUCUCCUCUGAUGCUGACUGAAAAUAAUAUGAGCCCUCCACCACUCCCACCACCACCUCCACUUCCACUUUCAUCAAGUGUUCACACUCACCCUCUUACACCACCAUUACCUGAGACAGGUCUUCAAACAGUAACCAUUUUAACAAAUUCUCCUAUAUCUUUGGAUACAAUGAAAAAUGGAAAAGAACUAAACUCUAGGCAAUCUGACAAACGUGCAAGACAUGAGAGGCCAGUAAUUACUGCCCAAGCUCUUCAGAGGGUACAGCUCCGACCAAUAAAGCUUAUGAAAUUGGAAAAUAUUUUCACAGAUAUCAUUACAACCGUGUGUGGUCCAGAAAACCAGGAACAUAACAAGGAGCCCAGAACUAGUACAGACAAACCUGUAGAAACAGAGAUUGCCAAAAAUGUUCUUACACCUGACUCUGUCGGUCCACUUCACAAUGGUAUGGAUACAACAGAUUUUCCAUCAAAGGAGUCCACACGUAUUAUGUUGGUCUCUAAUCCAGCUUCUGUUUUACUUGAACCAAUCAGCAAUACCCAUUCUAGUGAGAACAUUCUAGAGCUUUCACGUGACACUGGACCUCUAAGUACAACUCCUGCCUACUCCAAAAUUCUACAGUCCACAGCUACUCCAUGUACAUCUAAUGGUACACUUCAGGAUCAGAGGUCUCCAAUAUCACCUAAAAAGUCCAACCACUCUCUGAUUAUGCCACCCAUCUUGCACCAACCUUGUUCGAAUGGUCUUGAGCAUCUUGAAGUUACUGCAAAGUCUUUAGAGCCAGAGACCCUAAACAGUACGUCUCUGACAGAUGCUGUUAAUCAGCAUGCAAUUCCACUACAACUAGAGUUUGAGGUUGAGAGUGAGUCUCAAAUUUCUACUCCUGUGAGUACAAGAAAACACUCGCUCAGCAGUGAAAUCUCCACAGACAGCCUGACUGACCCUCAGUUUAUUGGCCUGACUCUCAGUGACCAAGACAUUGGAUUGUGUGAUACAGAUCUUGGACUGAGUGAUAAAGACCUUGUGCUAAGUGAUGAUAGAGGCAUUACAGAUGAUAGUUUAAGUAGCAGCUCAGGAUCAGUCAUCUUCAAAGAGGAAGAAAAUGAUGAAAAUGAUGCUGUGUUUGACUCUGGAACAGAUAGCUCCUCUCCAACUUUCAGCAGUACCGGAGACGAUAUUGAGGAAAUGUUGACGCCUGCACGUCCACGUACUACUGAUGACCUAUUUGCAGCCAUCCACAGGUCAAAGAGGAAGGUUCUGGGGCGUUGCGAGUCUGAGGAAGAACGGUCCCGUGGUUUCAUUACCUCGCCGCCCAUCACACCCACAAGUUCCAGCCCCAGCCUGACUUGGAUGCCCCGUCAGAGCAGCUACAUCCAGCGUAGGCUGCGCCAUUCCACCACCAGCAAUGACAGCUUCAAAGCACUGCUCCUGAAGAAGGGCAGCCGCUCAGAGCCUGGUUUCCGAAUGUCUGCUACAGAGAUGUUAAAAUGCACUGACCCUCGGCUACAGAGAUCCAAUGCAGAGGCCUCAUCUCCCUUUUCAGCUCAGUGCACCUCCCCAGGGAGAAGCAGGAGAGCAUCCGAGGAGUGGGCACGUACAGAGGGCGCCUUGCCUCGUCUUUCGCCCUCAAUAACACACUCCAAAUAUGGGCGCUCCAGUACUCCACCUUGUGCUGCUAGCAGCAGGUAUAAUUGCCGCAGUCGCAUCCCUAGUGGGCCCAUGACUGUGAUAUGCGAGAGGGAAGGGGAACUGACUGAGUCAAUAGACUGCUGCAACAUUCCUUUCUCUGUGUCACUGUCUUCCAGUGGCACAGUGUGCGCUCAGGGCAGCACUUAGACCAAAACUGUUCUAACCAAUCUGGAGAUUCUUUUCACCAACUAACAGCCAAAGAAAAAUGGUUGUUCACCCACUCGAAUACAGAGCACUAAAUUCUUGCUCGCUGCACAAGCUUGUACUGGCCCACUGUAGCCAAAGAGAGAUAUGGGAAAGGGGAAGUGGAUUCUACCACUUUAUUUUCAUUCUUCUCCCUAAGAAGUCUUUUAAAUUUCACAUGAAAUUUCACUGCCUCACAAAAUAUUUCUUGAAGAUUACCCUUUUUUUUCCAUCUGUCCAUCUGUCUUCUCUUUUUGCAGGUUAGGAAAUGAAAGGAUAAAUGUAAGUUUCCUUUUGGCAUGAUAAGAAGGAAGAAUUUAGCUGAAAUGAGAGAGGUUUUUUUACAUGGCUUGUUGUUGGUUAGUGGAUAUAUCUUGACCCAAUCAAGCAUGUGCUAGAUGUGCUAGAUAGAAUGUGCUAGAAAUAACAGCACAUCCAACCAGCACAAACUACAAGUUAAAGAGGUUUGGGUCAGAAGUGAAAUGAUGCGUUUGGGAGGGGAUAAGUUAACAUGAGAACACGAAUGUUGUGAACAUGAAUGAACUGUUAGAGUAAAGUUGUUGAGGAAUGUAUAUGGAGAUGUUUAUAUGCACGAUCAGAUAAAAUAGUUUUUGGAGGUAUUUAGAAAGACUGAAUUCAACAAUGUAGAUUUGCACUACAUUUCAAAUGCUAAUUUCUAUUGUGAAUGGGCACAUAUUCAACAAAUGCUUUAAUAUCUUUUUUUUAACCAAAAAAUGAAAGCUAUAACAUCACUAAGCACUCUAAUCUUCUGUACUUUACCGGUAUAAAAAGAAUACAGGUGCUAAAAGCUCAAUAUCAUAAAUGGUGCAUACUAAGACUUAUUAGGUUAAAACAAAUAUAUUGCUAGUACUGGCCCUCAGUGAAAAAUUUCUACACUUUUGUAUUAAUGUUGCUUCUAAGGCACUGUGUAGUACGGAGACCUUGAAGUGCAAAACAAAUGAACAAAAACCACAAGAAGAUCACAAAGAAUGCAAAUGCAAAAGCAAUAACAAAGACAAUUCCAAAAACAAUAUGGAAUGCAAAAACACAACAAACUGAAAGACCCAACAGCAAAUCCAAGAACAUAAGUGCAAAAAAAAAAAAAACCACACACAAUAGCAAAUCUGAAAAGCAUAUCCAAAACCACAAAAGCAAAUCUAAAGACACUAAAAGCAUAUCCAAAACCACAAAAGCAAAUCUAAAGACACGAUAGUAAACCAGGAAACAACAGCAGCAAUUCUGGAAACCCAAUUCAAGAGUUCUCAAACCAAAAAAGACAGGAAAAUAAAAAGUACAGCUUACUCACACACUUGUGUGCAUCAGUCUGAGUGAUCAAAUAUAGGAGUAAAUUAUUUGGGCACCUUCUGAUGGAUGCGCUUAUUGAUGACAGCAGAUCUAAUAUUAGAUCAUAUGGCUGUCAUGUAUUCAUCUUCAAUAUCUCCUUUAUUCUGGUCACAUACACACCUAGGGCAUGUUUUUUUAGGAGCUAGGAGCAAACUAAAAAUCCUAGAGGAAACACAGUCAGUGGGAGAACAAGUGAAACCCCACACAGACAGUAAAAUGACAGUAACCCACUGUGCCACCAUCUUAGGAAAGCGCUUGAAGAAAAUAAGCACCAACAUAGUAAGUGCAUAGACAGAAAUGCCCAAAUCUUUUACACUGAUACUAAUCUUCAGUUAGCUUUUCUGAUUUGAGGACUGACUUGCUGUUUUUUCCUAGGAUUUGCCACUGUGAUUUUUUUUUUUAUUUGAUGCAGUUGCAUUGCAUUGUUUAUUUAUUUUGCACUUCAGGGCUUUCACAUUAGAGCCUUGUAUAUUCUAUUUGUUCUAGUUCAAGGACUCAGUUUACCAUAACUGCAAUAGUCUGAGAGUAGAGAAAUUAAAAGUGUUGGCGUGAAAGCUAUGACUAAGUCUUUUCACUGCAAUAAAGUUUGUUGACCAAU